UCGGAGGCGCCGUGUACAUUCUCGGCCGCGAUUUCCAGAUCGAGUCCACAGCCGACAAGCACACGCUCACCAUUGACGAGGUUCCGGACGUGCUGACAGCAGACUUACUCAUACAUCACGUUGAGGACCCCUCGCUCAUACCCAUCGCGCGCGCCAUCGCCAUCAUCGCAAGGCCUAUCUCUUUCGCCAACGACCCAGAGGAGGCAACAGUUGUCGUCUUUCCACCUUCGGACGGCGGCUUCGCUGUUACCGGAUUGAUCACUGGCUCGUCAUCCAUGAGUUGUCCGGAAGGGAGCUGUAAGCAGACACCUUCGCUCCCAGUGCCAGCUCUGACGCAAGGCAGAUAUUGUCUACCUAUCAACGCCGCUUCCCAACGUAGAAUCGACAUCAUCACCCGCAGAGCGCGCAGAAUCUGUCCUUCGCCCGUAUCUCGAUCGAUUGCUCGCCGCCGCGGGGCCGGACCCACCCGCUGAACUUCAUACUGAGACCGUCGCCAUGCCAGCAGAUGCAGACCAACCUGCAGACGCCAUAGCUGUCGCUGGUGCCUCAGCACAGUCACCAAACACUUCAUCAUCUGAAGAACAUCGACGCGUUGCGCCAGACAUACCCACUCCUCCCGCUACUCGCCCUCCCAUUCACCCCCUCUUCACCCACUUCUACGUGCAACAUACACCUGCGAGCGAGACCCUUUGCUCUGGCACGAGCACUAUGAUUCCCGCACCUGGCGCGUACGACGUACCAGAAGAUCUGACCUCAGAGUCGUCCGCCCCCUCAGGGACAGCCGCGGACUUGGGCAACCGGUCCUCUCGCCUGCCUCCUCCGCUGCCCUCCGGCCCCGACGCAGCUGCUACGACCGGCGCACGCAUCUUCUGGGCCGCGAUCCGUGCGCUCAGGCAAAAGGAUGGAGGCGCGACACCAACGGACGAGGCGCCACUGAAUACUUCCCCAGAGCUCGAACAGGCAGCUGCUUCGGAUGCCUCGACGGCGACGAGCGCAAGCCCUUCUGCAGCAACAAUGCCAGAGUCUUCUGGGACGGACCGCGUCGCCAAGCGUCGCGCCGCACUCGCGACAACCACACUCUGGCCACCACUCGUCGUGCGGGACGCCGAUGACGAAGGUGGGUGGUAGACGGAUAGAAUGGGGAUACGCGAAGACUGGGAGAGGGCGAACGGGAACUCAAGACGAGAAAGAAGUGAAGGGUUCGAAUUAGAGAAGAUUCUCUGCCCAAGGUUGUGCAAUGUAU
This is a messenger RNA of Schizophyllum commune H4-8, 1243 nucleotides long. RefSeq lists its product as uncharacterized. The transcript has a single exon. The record is from RefSeq and is a predicted model, not a curated record. NCBI's taxonomy places the organism in Eukaryota, Fungi, Basidiomycota, Agaricomycetes, Agaricales, Schizophyllaceae. The coding region runs from base 496 to 1128 and encodes 210 amino acids.